Messenger RNA from Sporothrix schenckii 1099-18, 2337 nucleotides. RefSeq lists its product as uncharacterized. The record is from RefSeq and is a predicted model, not a curated record. The coding region runs from base 1 to 2337 and encodes 778 amino acids. Gene Ontology annotation, molecular function: copper ion binding; oxidoreductase activity. The transcript has 2 exons. Lineage: Eukaryota; Fungi; Ascomycota; Sordariomycetes; Ophiostomatales; Ophiostomataceae.
AUGGCGAACGGAGCACACACGUCGGGGCGGCACUACACGGACGAUGAUACAAUACACAACGGCAGCCUGGGCGAUGGCCAGAGCGACAAUUCUACGGAGAUGACACCACAUCUGCCGAGCCAGGGCUUGACGGCAGAGCAAAGCGAGCAUUUAUUAGGCGGCAGCAGACAUGAGAACCUCAUCGACGACGACGAGGGCGGCGAUAAUCUACAUGUCAAAGAAUACGGCGACCUAAGUGACGUGCGCCCGCGGCCACGACGAGAAGCGUGGUGGAGGACAUGCAUCUUUUUAUGUGCCGUCCUCGCGAGUACACUGUCGCUACUACUGCUCGUCAAGAUUGCAUUCUUUGAUGGCGCUGCCGUUCGACCAGAACAGACAGAGCAAACAGAGCACGCAGAAUAUACCGAAUUGGCAAUGACCUCGGUCGUUCCAGUGCCAGAGGUUGUGGCGACGACUGCACCAACCCCUGCAACAACGACGGAGCCCGUCGGCUAUGAGGCGACGGAGACGCCCUCAUUCCGCCGGCCCGAGUCGGACUACGUCCUGGACAGAAACUGGGACUACAACGCGCCUCCAACUGUCCGCGAGUACAACUGGGUCGUGCAGAACAUCGAGGCCAACCCGGACGGCAUCUUCCGGACGAUGAUCACCAUCAAUGGGCAGUUCCCCGGCGAGCUGAUCCGCUGCAACGAGGGAGACACAAUUGUGGUGAACGUGGAGAACAAGGCUGCCAACGCCACGGCCAUCCACUGGCACGGACUCUUCCAGAACGGCACGAACCACAUGGACGGCACACCAGGCGCUACCCAAUGCCCCAUUGCCCCCGGGCGCUCGUUUCGCUACGAGUUCACUGUUAGAGGACAGUCCGGAACGUCGUGCCCAACUGACGAGCCAGACUUCUAUCACGGCCAUCAAGGCGCAGAAUCCCUCGACGGGUUGAUUGGCCCCAUGGUGAUCCACUCACGCGAUGAGCGAAAGAACCAGGUGCUACCGUACGAUACAGACCGCGUGGUUCUUGUACAGGACUGGUACCACGACCUGUCGAGCGGCCUCCUGAAGGAAGCGCUCGCACCGGGCAGUGAAUCGCCUCCGCUGCCCAACGGCGCCCUCGUUAACGGCGCCAAUGUGGUCAAUUGUGACGCGUAUCCCGACCGGCGCUGUGACAACUCUACCGGCGCGCGUGUGCCGGCACUCGAUCUUGAAGCGGGCGCCAGCCACCGCCUGCGCUUCAUCAACAUUGGUGGAUUCGCCUGGUUCGAGGUCAGUCUCGACCGUCACCUAAGCCUGCCGGUCACAGAAGUCGACGGGGUCGACGUCGCGCCUGUACUCGAGAAAACGCUUCUCAUUGCGCCGGGCCAACGGUACAGCGUGGUCCUUACGACCAACGAGACAAGCACGCCGGACCGCGCCUACUGGCUGCGCGCCCGCAUCGCCACGCACUGCUUCUCCGAGUACACGCUGGCUGGCAAGGACAACCCACAGGCAUUGGCUAUUGUACGCUACACGGAUAUCGGCGACAGCCGCCACAAACAACAGCAGCUCGACCCGGCCCGUAUUCCGACAACGAACAGUGACAGCGGCGACUACAUUGUCCUCUGCCAGGACAUGAACACACGCAAGCCCCCAAACGUCUACCAUCCUGUACCUGCCGUUCCCGCGCCCGCAUACGCCGACCAUUCCUACUACAUCCGUCUCAACAUCGAGAUCCACGACCAUCAGCUGCAGCGGGGCUACCUCAACGAGUCAUCGUACCGACCCAACCUGCUGUCGCCUGCGCUGCACCGUGCCGUGGAUGGCUUACAUGAAGGAAACACUUCGUACAUAGGCGCCGACGGCGCAGGCACGCUCGCUGCCUUUGACACGCGCUCGGAACUGGUGCUGGCGCACAAGGACGUCAAGGUCAUUGAUCUCAUCAUCCAGAACUUUGAUGAGGGCAGCCACCCGCUGCACCUGCACGGGCAUGAAAUGUUCGUACUGGGAUCAGGACACGGCUACUUUCCGGGCUAUGCAGCGCUAGGCCUGAAACCAGAGGGCAAGGGACUUUUGAACCCGCAGAAUGCGAGCGUCAUUGCCAGUCCAGUUCGGCGUGACGUCGUAUCUGUCGAGGGGUUCGGAUGGACCAUACUGCGCGUGGUCGUGGACAACCCGGGCGUGUGGAAGUUCCACUGCCACAUGAUUUGGCACGGGGACGGCGGCAUGGGCAUGUUGCUACUGUCGCGGACGGACGUGCUGCGGGACAUUGUGAUACCCGAGGCAAACCGGGCCCUCUGCGAGGCGAGCACCGCCGAGCUGGAGUCGGGUGGAGCGCCCAAGGACAGCCUAUGGUCGGGGCGGUAA